Molecule: messenger RNA, 696 nt
Organism: Rasamsonia emersonii CBS 393.64
Lineage: Eukaryota; Fungi; Ascomycota; Eurotiomycetes; Eurotiales; Trichocomaceae
Product: RWD domain-containing protein
Exons: 2
Coding region: 1-696 (231 amino acids)
Biological process (GO): cytoplasmic translation
Molecular function (GO): protein binding
Source: RefSeq, a predicted model, not a curated record
AUGGGUCGCGAGGAACAAAUCGAGGAACGCGAGGUCCUCAAUUCUAUUUUUCCAGAUGAGAUAACAGACAUAUCUGACACGUCCUACCGGAUAUCGAUAAAACUCGAUGCAUCGGAUCAGAAUGGGGGCGACGGGGAAGAAGCGCCGACUUUGAUUUUACAAGUCUCCUACCCUGAAGCAUACCCGGAUGUCGCUCCGAAUCUUGAGAUUUUGGCUCCUCCCAAUGCUCCUAAACAUCCCCAUCUUGAUAUCCAGGAGGACCGUACCCAUUUCCUAGAAGCGCUACAGCCUACCAUCGAGGAGAACAUUGGCAUGGCUAUGAUAUUCACACUCGUCAGCACUCUCAAGGAGACUGCCGAAAAUCUGAUAUCGGAACGGGUAGCUGCCGCAGAGGCGGAGCGGGAAAGGGAGAUCCUCAAGGCCGAGGAGGAAGAAAACCGCAAAUUCCAAGGAACUCCAGUGACUAGAGAGACUUUCCUCGAAUGGAGGGAAAGAUUCAGGAAGGAAAUGGAAGAGGAAGAGCGGCGAAAACGGGAGGAGAAAGAAGCAGAGGAGAAAAAGAAAAAGCCUGCCGCACGCGAAGAGCCGAGGCUCACUGGGAAACAGCUGUGGGAGAGAGGAUUGGCCGGAAAGGGCGAUUAUGAUGAAGAAGGAGAUGAGGAUAUCCCUGUUGAUAAGUUGAAAAUAGCGGCAUAA